UCACGGCUCAGAACACUCAGUUCUGACAAGGAUGGCAGCAGGUAUUAUGCUGAAUUCAUUUUUUCCCCCUGGACUUGUCAACACGAGAUGCAAAUGAGGGGUGCAGGUGACCUCGUUUGCAUAUCGACGUGAAGGACCUGGCGGAGCAGAGAGGGGAGCCACCGUACCUCCUCCCGCUGCAUGAGCUGGUGGUCCACGCGGCGCAAAGCUCCGUGUCAGUGAGAGGAAUCAGAAGGGCUAGAGCUCAGGUGGACCCCUGGCAGACGAGGAGCCAAGAUCUGAGAGCUCAGGUGACAGCACUACUGGCAGGACCUUUGAUCUUCAGCCAAAGAACAGGAAGCGGCUUGGACGGACGUGAUGAAUUUCAGGACCCUCUUGUUCUGCCUGUCUUGGCUGUGUUUCCAUUUAGACACCUGCCGGUCCCAAGUGGUAAAGGAUGAGAAGCCCAAUAUUGUCCUGGUAAUGGUGGAUGACCUUGGCAUUGGAGACCUGGGUUGCUAUGGCAACGAUACCCUGAGGACCCCUCACGUGGACCGCUUGGCCAGGGAAGGUGUGCAGCUGACUCAGCAUAUCUCAGCAGCUUCCAUGUGCACGCCCAGCCGAUCUGCUUUCCUGACGGGAAGAUACCCCAUCCGAUCAGGAAUGGCUUCUAAUAGAACUUCCCGUGUCAUCACAUCUCUUGGAGUCCCAGCCGGACUCCCUCUGAAUGAAACCACCUUCGCAGACUUACUCAAGAAGCAGGGCUAUCGCACAGCAAUCAUAGGCAAAUGGCAUCACGGCUUGAAUUGCCACUCCCGGAAUGACCACUGCCACCAUCCCUCCAAUUACGGGUUUGAUUACUUCUACGGCAUGCCGUUCACUCUGGUCACCCCUUGCUGGCCGGAUCCUUCCCGUCAGACAGAAUUAGCCAUCGAGAGCAGAGUCUGGCUCUGUGUGCAGCUGAUCGCCGUGGCAGCGCUCACCUUGGCUUUGGGGAAGCUUAGCGGCUGGAUUUCCGUCCCCUGGUCCCUCAUCUUCGCCAUGGUCCUGUUUAUCUUUCUCCUGGGCUACUUCUGGUUUUCCAGCUUUCGCUCCUCUCUCUACUGGGAUUGCCUCCUCUUGCGAGAGCACAAGAUCACCGAGCAGCCGAUGAAGGCAGAACGGGCUGGGUCUAUCAUGCUGAAGGAGGCGCUCUCGUUUUUAGAAAGGCACCAGGAAGGACCUUUCCUCCUCCUGUUCUCCUUCCUGCACGUCCACAUCCCUCUCCCCACGACGGACGCAUUCAUCGGGGUCAGCAAACACGGCUUGUAUGGGGAUAACGUGGAGGAGAUGGAUGCCAUGCUGGGCAAGCUUCUCGGCGCCAUCGAUGACUUGGGUCUGACAAACAGCACCCUUGUCUACUUCACGUCCGACCACGGAGGACACCUGGAGUCCAGGCUGGGCCACGCCCAGCUGGGAGGCUGGAACGGGAUAUACAAAGGUGGCAAAGGAAUGGGAGGCUGGGAAGGCGGGAUUCGUGUUCCUGGACUGAUCCGGUGGCCUGGAAGGUUGCCGGCUGGAAAAGUGAUUGAGGAGCCCACCAGCUUAAUGGACAUCUUCCCAACUCUGGCUGCAGUGUCCGGAGCAACUCUGCCGCAAGACAGGAUUAUAGAUGGAAGAAACCUCCUGCCCUUGCUGCAGGGUGAUGUCCAGCGCUCAGAGCAUGAGUUUUUGUUUCACUACUGCGGCACUUUCCUGCACGCCGUCCGCUGGCAUCCAAACAACAGCGAGGCUGUGUGGAAGGUGCACUAUGUGACCCCAGUAUUCCAGCCGCCAGGGGCACAGGCCUGCUACAAGACCAUCUACUGCAGGUGUUCAGGGGAACUGGUCACCUACCACAACCCUCCUCUUGUCUUCGACCUGUCCAGGGACCCCUCUGAGUCCACCCCUCUGACGCCAGACACGGAGCCCCUGUACGACGUUGUAAUCAGGGUGGUGGCAGAUGCCCUGGCCAAACACAAGAAAUCCAUUCUCCCAGUGCUGUCACAGCUCUCAGAACUGAAUCGUGAUAGCGUGUGGCUGAAGCCCUGCUGUGGGGUGUUCCCGUUUUGUCUGUGUGACAAUGAGGGGAACGCCUAAGCCGUGGGGUCAGGCAGAGGUAGUGGUUGAGGGCAGGCAGUGAGGGUUGCCUGCUGGCGCAUGUUCUGGCAGGGAUGGAAUGAACUGGGGAACAAUUCUACCAUCUCAGAAAGAGCUGCUGCAGCUGAACACACUGCCUCAGUCCUCUGACACCCAUGAAGCCUUGGAGGCAGAGUUUUGGGUGAAGCAAAAAGAAUAGCUGUAUGGCUCUGCCAGGGAGAGGAGGCCACCAGCAGGCAAAUGCUUCCAAACUGUGUGUCCUCCCUUGAGAGGGGACAGCAAGGGGUUUUAUGGGUUUAGUUUGAAAAAUAGCAUUAUUGAUUAAGGUGUCUAUAUUAUUCUCCCUACUUAUAUUAUUUCAGAAUCUUCAAGUCUGGCAUUGGGGGGCCUGGUGAUGGUUUCUGGUUGUCUUCAGUUCUGCCUUCUCUCUGGAAAGAAGAUUGCUUAUAGGGAAGGGGUGUUAGGGCUGUUCAAUUACAGAAGAAAACACUAGAUGCAAUAAAACACUUGGUGCAAUAGAACUCUUAACUGGAAAGUAACCAUGAAUAAAAGAAAGCAAUUCA
Molecule: messenger RNA, 2660 nt
Organism: Phacochoerus africanus (Common warthog)
Lineage: Eukaryota; Metazoa; Chordata; Mammalia; Artiodactyla; Suidae
Product: arylsulfatase F-like
Exons: 11
Coding region: 358-2097 (579 amino acids)
Molecular function (GO): arylsulfatase activity
Source: RefSeq, a predicted model, not a curated record